CCGAAGCUUGCAGAGAAGUACUGUGUUUGCCAUCUAGCCACUGGAGAUAUGCUCAGGGCCAUGGUGGCCACUGGCUCUGAGCUCGGGCAGAGAUUAAAGGCCACCAUGGAUGCUGGGAACCUGGUGAGCGACGCGAUGGUGGUGGAGCUGAUUGAGAAUAAUCUGGACACGCCUCCUUGUAGCAAAGGCUUUUUGCUGGAUGGCUUCCCGCGCACAGUCAAGCAGGCUGAGAUGUUGGACGAACUCUUGGAGAAGAGGAAAGAGAAGCUGGAUUCUGUGAUUGAGUUCAAAGUGGAAGACUCUCUUCUUGUCCGGCGUAUCUGUGGACGGCUCAUUCACAGCCCAAGCGGGCGAUCUUACCAUGAAGAGUUCAACCCUCCGCGGGAGCCAAUGAAGGAUGAUGUCACCGGGGAGCCCUUAAUUCGCCGUUCAGAUGAUAACGAGAUGACUUUGAAGUCGCGCCUCAACGCCUACCACACGAUGACCACGCCGCUGGUGGAGUACUACAGCAGACACGGCAUCCACACUGCUGUGGAUGCCUCCCAGGCCCCGGAUGUAGUGUUUGCCAGCAUCCUGGCAGCCUUCUCCAAAGUCAAAUCAACCUGA
This is a messenger RNA of Ailuropoda melanoleuca (giant panda), 606 nucleotides long. Its product is annotated as adenylate kinase 2, mitochondrial. Gene Ontology annotation, biological process: nucleobase-containing compound metabolic process. Gene Ontology annotation, molecular function: AMP kinase activity; ATP binding. Bases 49 to 606 code for a protein of 185 amino acids. The transcript has a single exon. NCBI's taxonomy places the organism in Eukaryota, Metazoa, Chordata, Mammalia, Carnivora, Ursidae. The record is from RefSeq and is a predicted model, not a curated record.